Molecule: messenger RNA, 793 nt
Organism: Hibiscus syriacus
Lineage: Eukaryota; Viridiplantae; Streptophyta; Magnoliopsida; Malvales; Malvaceae
Product: ethylene-responsive transcription factor ERF003-like
Exons: 2
Coding region: 79-663 (194 amino acids)
Biological process (GO): regulation of DNA-templated transcription
Molecular function (GO): DNA binding; DNA-binding transcription factor activity
Source: RefSeq, a predicted model, not a curated record
CCUCCAUAGCAUCACUCUCAUUGAGACAUUUCCACAAACACAUUUUUUCCAAAACAAACCUUUUCUUUAUCUACUGACAUGGCCAGACCACAACAACGAUAUCGAGGUGUUCGACAAAGGCAUUGGGGUUCUUGGGUGUCUGAAAUUCGCCAUCCUCUCUUGAAAACUAGAAUUUGGCUGGGGACAUUCGAGACGGCGGAAGACGCGGCUCGGGCCUACGACGAAGCAGCUAGGCUUAUGUGUGGAGUGAGGGCUAGAACCAACUUCCCGUACAACCCCAGUGAACCUCAACCGUCAUCAUCAUCAUCAUCAUCAUCAUCAUCCAAGCUUCUGUCUGCAACUUUGAGAGCUAAACUACACAAAUGUUACCUGGCUUCACUUCAAAUGAUCAAACAACAAACGGUGCAGGAGCCUCGAAAUAAUGGAGCGACUCCACAGGUUAUGGGCAACAAUGGCAUUGCAGGGCCAGGGAGAGAGAGUGGAAUGGGAGUUGGAGUGCAGGAAAAGAGAGCAUUACCAGAGACAGAAGCCACUUGGGUUGUCAAGAAACCUCAACUUGAAACCACCCAGCACUUCAACUUCAAACCACUUGAGGAGGACCACAUUGAACAAAUGAUUGAGGAACUACUUCACUAUGGCUCCAUUGAACUUUGCAAUGUCUAGUCCAUUGGAUUAGGUUCACUAAAUUUCUCUCCUUUUUCGAUAUUCAUCUGAAACGUCAAACUGGGACUCUGUUACCAAACGUUAAAGCAAACACAGGGUUUACUUCCAGUCUAAUGGCACUCAUUUGCUA